Molecule: messenger RNA, 4620 nt
Organism: Acanthaster planci (crown-of-thorns starfish)
Lineage: Eukaryota; Metazoa; Echinodermata; Asteroidea; Valvatida; Acanthasteridae
Product: guided entry of tail-anchored proteins factor 1-like
Biological process (GO): tail-anchored membrane protein insertion into ER membrane
Cellular component (GO): GET complex
Molecular function (GO): protein-membrane adaptor activity
Source: RefSeq, a predicted model, not a curated record
GUGUGCGCGUGCGUUGAUUGAUAUGAUGUGGGCCAUCUCCAUGCAUCAUGUACAUAUAAACUGACUAGGCUGUGAGAUUACCAGCCGACCAAAAUGGCAGCCUCCAUGAUAGUUGUAUUUUUUCUUGUGGUUAUCCUUCAGUUGUCCGGACAUUUUAUUCCUUUCGUCGUAAAACAAGUAAUGAAAGUCCUCUUUCAAGACAGUGAGAUGGAGAGAAGUAUUAAGGUUCAGAUGAAAAACCUGGUCGAAGAACAAUCAAAACUUCAUGUGAAAGAAGAAUUUCCUAAGUUCGCCAGAAUAGACCGAAAAAUUAACAAGCUAAGAGAUGAACUGAAGAAAAUAAGGCAAAGCAAAACUGCAAAAUCAUUUACCAUCAGUUGGGGUCUGACUAUAGCUCUGAAUUCACUUCAGACGGUUUGCUUAGUCUCUCUCAUCUGGAUGUAUCGCUAUGAGCCAUUGCUGGUCCUGAAUGAAGACUGGUUUUGGCCGCUGUCAUGGUUCAUUGCUUUCCCCAGUGGUGUGCCUGGUGCUAUUGGGAUUACAUGCUGGAUUCUGAUCUGUAACAAUGUACUAAAGAGAGGACAGAUGAUGAUCAAUGCUGUGUGGAUGCCAUCAAAGCAAGAGACAUGAUGAGAGAUGUAGGUUAGUUUAAUUAUAGUGUUGAAUAGAUCAUACAAGCUUAAAGAUGUGUUGCUGUGUGAAUUUUUCAUAAUAAAAGUCAGUUAAGACACUUUUUUGGCAACAGAAGACUUUGAAUUUCUCUUUCAGUAUGAACCAUGUGCACACAGCCUUUUAAUUGAGAUGAAUUUUUUUUGCCAAAUGUAUUUAUUUGAAGUAAUGUAUAUGUGUAAAUAAGGUAAGUUGUUUUCUUCGUGCGGGAUUGCAUGUCACACUUAAAUAUUUAAAAAUGUUUUUAUAGUGAUACGGAAAGAAUUGAUUUUGGUGAAUUUCAAGAAUUAAGAAGUCUGUGUUGCCGUUACCUGCCAAGGUAACUGGAAAGAUACAGACAAUUUGCUCAAAAGAGGGAGAGUCCCAGAUCUGAGUUGUCGUUUUGGCUAAAUAGUGAAUAUUUACAGAUCGGCUAUAAAUAAAUUCUUGGCAACUGGUGAGAAACAAUGUAUGUAGCACUGUAAAAGUUACAGGACAAAUUGUCAGGUGGAACUUUAAGAAGGUAUACAUGUAUUUUCAUUUGAACAUACUGAGCCUUGGCAACUUUCAAUUUGGCCAGUGAGUCAUUUUCUUAAAUGUUACACUUGUUUUUGUAGUUAUUGAUGGAAAACUUACCUAAAUAUUCCAGCUUACUCUCUUUGCAUUCUGAGCCAUUUUCAUUCAACGACAAAAUCACGGUGGCCUUGCCCCAGUUAUCUGCUCUCUUGAGACCAACACUUAAAAGGUGUAUGAAAUGAAUCCGUUAAUGCCACCAGAGGGCGCGGUUCACUAGAAUGUCCUUUUCUUCUUCUUAGUGAAUUCUUUCAUUACCGGAGAGAGAUUCUGCUUGGAUCAAAACGUCAGGGCUUCCAUAUUUCUGAUUAUGACAAGUGGUGAGAAAAUGUAAAUAUAACAUACACUGCAGAACAAAUUAGUUAUACAGAACUCCAUCACAAGUUCUGAGGAAGUUACUGCUAGUGAUUGAGAGAUGACCUGAGAUUUGUUCGCGUUUAUAAAAAUGUCCGAUUUACAGAGCCACCUACAUGUAGCCAGUCUACAAAAGAGUGUCUUGUAAUCCUGGGCUUCUUACGUGUACCUCUAUCUCUUCAUGGUUGAUUGGGGCGAUAUGUAUUUGGUGUACGUGUAAAUUAUUAAAUCGGAGGUAUUCAUUGGGGUGAAGCAACGCGACAGUCAUGAUGCGCAUGACAUUAUGCUCAUUAUGUAUGUACGCUGUAGGCCUAAUGACAUCGGCAUAAUAAUUGGCGUUGUGUUUUUUGAAGACAUGAAUGAGCAUAAAAUGCAGUUGUGUCAUUGUCGAUAAAAUAUACAUCCAAGUAUGUAGUCAGGAGGAGGUAAUGUUUGCUAUGGCAACAAAAAAAUGUUUGCGGGCAGUACAUGAAAUUCCAUUUGAAGCCCAUCUUUAUGUAAUGUUACCAUAUCAUGUAUUUGAUUUUACAUUUAGGCGUGUAAAUCGUUCGACGCUGUCGGUUAUAACUUUGCUUUCCCCACACAAGGAUAUGACGGAAUUUUUUUAAACCUUUACGGCGCUGCCCUUUAAAUCAAUAUUCUCAUUCAAAUCUCGUUGUGAGAUCACGUGCUUCCCGGGAUUUCAACUCUAAUUCGAGAGCGUAUUCUCCACCGUUCGAUUCAAGCCCGACCCAGAGAAGGGAAAUCGAGUGAGAAAGAAAAAGAAGGGGAACGAAGAAGACUAGAGAUCGAUACUCGCUGUUCCGGAUAUCCGUUUACCGGUGCCGCCAACGAGUCAACAUUGACACCGGAUGGCGCUGCCUUGGCCAAGUGCGGGGCAACAGGGACCGUGCUCUAUCUAGCCGCGCAGUCCCAAGCCCAUUAAGUCUUCUCCGCCCGCUCUUUGCGAGUGCUGAAGUUCCGCACUGGAAAUUGAAUAUUAAACACACUUCCGUGUUCACUGACCUAGUAUUUUAACAUAAUGUGGGAUUUACACUCGUCACUUUGAGUCCGUUCGUAGCGAACAGAUAUUUACAGUGUGAAGUUCAUCAUUGAAGCGCGGCCACAAGGCAUUUUUUUUUCAUUUGGAAGGUAAAUUAAAUUUGGAAAGUGAACAGAGUGGAUUGGUCAUAACGUGUCAUUUUCGUUUGGAUGUAAGACAUUAGUAUCUCAGCCUUGUUGCCCUGUAACCAACUUGCACAGGAUUUCCGCGGAGGUUGGACUGGCCGUUUCAUAUCUCGUGAAGUCAUGCGAUGGGACCCCCACCCCCAAGAAAAUGAUUCGCAUUUAAUUGUUGACGUCAAUAGUGUCGAAAAUGUAACAACUUCACUUGCUAAAAGUAGUACAACACGUUAAUUAUAGAAUACAAAUUAGACUCUUACCUCAUGGAUAUCCAACUGUGUCACAGCUCACCCCUGCGAGUAAGUCGGCUGAGGGCGUGUAUAGUUUUAGGCAUGCGAUGUGCUUUGUCUUAGCCAGGGACGUUCGAUAUGACCCUUCUUUUGUAAAAAUGAAUUGGAACAUGGUUGUUGUGCCUUUGACUCUAUGUGAACUGGUCAAUUCUUCAGUGCUACUUUGUAAAUGGUUUUUCUAGUAUAGUCUUCGUAAUUACGAGAUGUAAAUAUUUAAAUUAGUGAACGUACUCAUUGAAGUUGUUUGGGAUAGCUUUCCAGCUGUAAGAGCAAAUGCACCAAUGUUAUGAUGUGGCGUUAGUAGUGAUUCUGUUUUCAAAUUUGACCAGAUUUCACGCGGCUGGAAUUUUUAGACCUGCACUAAGUUUUCAUUUUGUCCAAAAACUGAAAGUAUGAAAAUCAUUUUUUCUCAUUUUAAUCUUGUUUCUCAGAAUGAAUACUGUUUCAUGUAUGAACUAUUAAAUAGAAUGCUUACUUGAGAAACAACUGCGCUUAAAUCUGAAUUCUUGCAGACGAUUAAUUUCAUUCUGGAAAGAGAAAUUCCUCGCUGUCACUCUUGUUACAGCGCCCUCUUGUGAUAUGGCUUUCGUAAGAUUAAUGCUUAUAACCAUUCUUUUUACGAUAACAGUUAAAGAAAUUCUUAAAUAUUAUGAUAAGGAGCGCUGUUACUGUCGGUAUCAAGGUUACGAAACGUGUCUUUAACGGAAGAUAUAACUAAAGUUGCAUUGGACAAAAUUUUGUACAUGAACAUGUAAGAGCCGCUGCUUUUGUUUGGAAGUUAAUUUCCCAACAAACUUAAAGUUACAAUAAAAUUUAAGCGAAAUUAGAGGCAAGGCACAUGUGUUGUUUUUGGCAAUAAUAAGAAGUCGGCAAUGAGUUGUGUUCCCACCAUAUGCAAAGUACUUUUGAUGUUUGUGAGCACCGUCUUCUCAGUUUCUAAUUCUCCUGUUCAUCGGCUUGUUAAUGAAUGUCCCUGUCACUGUCAAUUCAGGUUGUCUUGGUUUGAUCGAUUCUGUGGUUUCAUUAUCCUUCACACGGCUGUUUUUGGAAACACCCUCUAGAAAUGUGCCCCCAAAUAGGAUGCGUCGAACUUGAGAGGGUACACGGACUUGUUUUUUGGACAUUGAGUAGGAAUACAUAAUUUUACACUAUGCAAUGCAAGUGUCCGCAAUUCUUAUGAUCUGGUGGAUCAUGGUACGUGAUAAUCGAUGUUAAAUAAGGUUCAAAAGAGAGUCUGGACGCUUUGACAGCUAGCGUUAAAUGAUUAUGCGUACCAGUAGUUCUUAUGACCAUGAACGAUAAGAAAUUUAUUUAGACAAGGAUAGAAAAGUCCUUCACGAGUUCUUGAUUUAUAAGAUUUGCUUUUGCAACACCAGUUCAGUGAUCUUUGUCAGAAACUAUUUCCUUGCGGUGGUAUUGGCAUGCGAUUCAGGUAAAUAAUGCUUGUAUCCCCAGGUGACAGAGCAGUAACCCGCCGACUUUUACGCAACCUCCCCAUAAAUACCAGAGGCUUAGUUAGUUAUUCAGCCCCAGAAAUGCGCGUAUUUCUCCGUUGGCCAUGGGGGAAAUCCUGUCAGAACACGGCAUUGUAAUC